This is a messenger RNA of Wyeomyia smithii (pitcher-plant mosquito), 474 nucleotides long. RefSeq lists its product as uncharacterized. NCBI's taxonomy places the organism in Eukaryota, Metazoa, Arthropoda, Insecta, Diptera, Culicidae. Gene Ontology annotation, molecular function: nucleic acid binding. The coding region runs from base 1 to 474 and encodes 157 amino acids. The transcript has a single exon. The record is from RefSeq and is a predicted model, not a curated record. Gene Ontology annotation, biological process: DNA integration.
AUGCCGUCUGAAAUUCACUCGGACAACGGGACAAAUUUUCAAGGAGCGAACAACACUCUGCUCGAACUGUACCACCUCUUCGACAACAAACGCACCCAGGAAGCUAUAACUAACGAAUGCAGCCAGCACCGAAUCCAGUGGCACUUCAUCCCACCACGGGCCCCUUCUUUCGGCGGCCUAUGGGAGGCUGCAGUGAAAACCGCGAAAACAUCACUGGCAAAAAUUCUCGGCAGCACCCAGCUCUCCUUUAAGGUUUACGCGACCGUGCUUUCCCAGAUCGAGGCCAACAUGAAUAGCCGUCCGCUGACAUCGCUAUCGAACGAUCCUUCGGAGCUAGACGUUCUCACUCCCGGUCAUUUCAUCAUCGGAUCGCCACUUAGCCUACCGGAGCCGAAUUACACAAACAUCCCCUCCAAUCGGCUCGACCACUACCAGCAGCUGCAAAAACUCAUCAAACAACAUUGGGACCGGUGA